Molecule: messenger RNA, 1455 nt
Organism: Porites evermanni
Lineage: Eukaryota; Metazoa; Cnidaria; Anthozoa; Scleractinia; Poritidae
Source: the annotation of a GenBank genome assembly
AUGUCGACUGCAGCAGCACCUCCAAAUGAUACCUCUUUAAGCGACUACAGCAACAGACGCAGUAGUCGGAACCAGCAGAACGAGCAGCUGAAUGUUGAAGACAGUCCCUUUGGAUGUGGCGAAAAUAAUGUUAGUACUCCAACGCCAGCUGCUUAUGGCGCACACGCAGAAAGUCCCCAAACAAGUUACAUUAAUGGCCUCUUGUCUUCUACAACUAGACGACUCGUUGGUUGCGAAAGCAUAGAUGUCGCUGGAUUACAGUCGGAUUUAGCCUCAGUAAAGCCAGCGCAGAGAAAAAUAAGCGCUCCAGCAGCACCAAAGAGCGUCGAUUCCCCACAACGCAAAACUAGCGUAAAUAUCAUCAAAAGGGCGCCUAUUACUUUUGUGAUCUCAAACAAAAAGGAUGAGGAAACCGGAGUAAGAGAAAACGGAUCGGAGUGCCUAAUUGAUCGUGGCGUGUCUUUCACAAAUUCAAGAUUCCUUCCAAUAAACCAGAAGGAGGCCAAAGAGAAUUCUUUGAUGAAAGAAGAAGAGGCAUCUAAUUUGUCGAAUAAAACGAUUAAUUCUACCGUCACGAUGAGUUCACGCGUAACUGUCCACGGUGGAGGCGGUACCACUUUUCGUAAAACAGGAGUCGCUGGAACACAAAAUCCUUUUAAUGAUUCCCUUCCCACUGACGAGCGGUUUGCGGCGCUCAGUGAGAGAUACGCUUCUUUGAAAGCGAAACUCGGAGGAAGUGACUCAAGACAGAAAAAUCAAGAUUCUUGUCCCAAAGAGUCUCCCAAAGCUGUAGAAGCAAAAGAUCACAGUUCAAAUAUCGGCGAAACGUCAACACAGUUGAAGUGCUGGACAACUGUGGAAAGCAUACCGAUAGGUAAAUAUCAAGACAACACAUUUGGCAAGGAUGUCGAUGAGGCAUGCACCGAAGGCAAAAGGAAAGUAAUAGAAGGUGACAGUGAACAAAAACGAAUAUGUUUCACGGAAAAUGUGAAUGAGAAUGAUGCAACCCCUUGGAGAAAUAUUGCCAAUAUUUAUGACACCGAAAGCGACGUCAAAAUUGACGAGAAUAACAACGUUAGCAGGAACACUUAUCCUCCAGUUUCCAAGAUGGAAAAAGAGAAAGGCGGGAUCCCAAGCAAUGAAAGAACUGCCCUUCAAAGGGCCCGAACUAGCGUUGUUGCUAAACUGAUGGACAGAAAAAUGGGCAUCAGAAGAAAGCAAAGUAUUGUACCUCGCGUGACGGAAAGACGGUCCAAGGUUUACAAGGAAUACUGUACCGCAGACAGUGGUAUUCCAGCAACUGUAGCGCAAUUUGAGAAAAUAAGGACAGUCGUUGAACAAACCGUGCUUCGCGCACCUGUACGUCAAGAGGUACCGUUGAUGAUGAACCUGGUUUUCUUGUUCCUAAAUCAAAAUGCGAUUCCCGAUCUAAAAAAUGCUCAUGCAUGUAACUAA